AUGUCCGGUCCGCGCAGACCACCUCCUCCCAUACCAAAACCAGGUAUGUGCUAAAAUACACUGAUUUUAGCUCAUUUCGCGAAUUAUUCAUGUUGCUUUUCUGUUUAAUUUACAGGUCACGUUCAAGUCGUAAGAGCUUUGUACAAUUACACAGCUCAACAGGUAAGGAUCGUGUAAAAAAAAUUUCAAUACUUGAAAGCGUUCGAAAGUUUGCCGUAAACAACCGCUUUGAAUAAUGUAGUUUUAGAAAAUGCUCGAUCGCGUAAAUUAGUUGUUAUUUUAAUACUGUCUUGUGUUCUUUUGUAGCCAGAUGAAAUCAGCUUCGAAGAAGGAGAUAUUUUGUACAUAAUCGACAGGGUAUGGACAUAGUUCCCGGUAUUCAUAUGUUUAUUUAAAACGUAUCGCCUGUUUUAUAUUACAAAGUCUCAUAUCGUUGAAGAAGGGCGCACCCAAGAUUUCCAUUACCACCUAGCCUUGAUUUUAGGGGUUUUAUUUUAUACUUCAGAUUUUGAAUCGGCUGAAAAUCGAAUCUAUGCCUUCAGCUAGCUUUUAUUAGCGUGGAAUUGAGUAGAACUAUGUUAACGACCUGUAUCGUUUCUGAGCAGCUUAGUGGUGUACAGGAAUGUACAUUAUUCCAUUGACCGUGCAGAUCAUAAUAUCACUUCAAAUACAACAAUUUCAAACAAAAACUGAACUUUCUAAGUUGCUAGAUUUUGAUGUUUUAAGAUUUACCAUGGAACCAUAUGCUUCAGCACAAGGUUCUGUGGAAGAGACUUUAGGAAGUUAAUCCGCUACAGCCUUGUAGCAGUUGAUCCUUUGCACCCAAAAAUGGGUAUCCAUACUCCCCAUACAGUCCUUUGAACAUUUCCUGUGGUGCUGAUAUGGAGAACUUGUUUAACAACCAAUGGCUUCUUCAGUUGGUGAUCAUUUCCUUUAUUUUUGUGACCUUAAUACUUGAUUCAGGGGUGAUAUUGGAAAGAGAAAUUAGAUACUGGUCACUCUUAGGGGUAAUGUCUGUUUUGUUACACUGAAUUUAAUUUUGGCAUGAAAUCUUGAUUACAUGUCUGUAACAAGAUUAUUCAUGUUAAAAGAUCUUAUAUAUUCCCUUUGUCAACUCUUGAUUCUGACACCUUCAUCAAAAUAGGGCACUGGUCCAUGGUGGAAAGCAAAAGUUGGGGGCAAGACAGGAUUGAUACCAUCUAAUUAUGGUGAGGGCUCAUACUUUCAGUCAGAUACAUUAUAACAAGAAUUAAUCAUGUUUACAUUCUAAUCAUUAGAGUUACCUUUCAGAACUUUCUUAUCAACUUUCAGUACAAUGGGGUGUAUUUUUUUAUUAUCACAAGAAUUAAUCAUGUUUACAUUCUAAUCAUUAGAGUUACCUUUCAGAACUUUCUUAUCAACUUUCAGUACAAUGGGGUGUAUUUUUUUAUGUUGUAUGAUGUUAGGAGCCUGUUUGCAUAAAUUUAUCCUUUUGGGAUUAUCAUGUUUCAGUUGGUGAGCACACUGAAUCAGUAGAAAAUCCUCUACAUGAAGCAGCAAAAAGAGGUAGUAAUAUCUGUGUAUCCAUAACUUUUAUGUGCAGUGAAUAUUAAAGAAUUUUAACUGUAUUGCUCGAUACACAAAAAGAUUGACAAGUGCUUGCAUGUAUAACCAUUCCUACUUGUCAAUACAUGUCUGAAUUAAAUUGAUUUAUAGUAAUUGUAAAUUAAGACUGAAUACAGAUGAGGUUUUUAGAUAAUGAAUCCAUUUAUUUCCAGCUAUAAAGCCAACUAAAUACUCCUUACUUCUAUCUUCUCAGCCAGUAAUUUUGUCUGAUCCACAUGAAGUGUGUUGUAGUUGAGUUCUAGUCAGGUUAGUCAGAAAGAAGAAGGAGUUAGACAUUUUCAGUUGUUAGGAUUGUAUGUUUACUUCUUGUAUAUAAUCAGCAGCCUGAUAGUCAGAAGUGUUUUAGCAUGCACUACACCAUGCUGUUAAGCAUCAUGCAUCAGCAGGUAGCUUCUUGCUAGGAUUAAGUCUGAUGCUUUCUUUCAAUAGCAAAUCAUAUAUUAACCCUUUAGGUUAUAACAUCAGCAUACAUAUUCUCCAUACUGUUCUCUAUACAUUUCCUAUAGUGUUGACCAGGAGAAUCUGUAUAACAAUCGAAAGCUUCCUAAGUGAUCAUUUCUGUUACUAUUCUGUCCUUAAUUUGUGAUUCAGUGAUGAUAUGUUAAGAAGAAAUUAGAUGUUUGUCAUUUUUAGGGAUCAAAAGAUUAAGAAAGAAUUCUAAAUAUCAAGAUCUUAUGAGUAACUAUUUUAUAAAAUCAAGAUGAUAACAAGCAUCAUUCUGUUCUGGUCACUGUUUAAAAGGCAAAGAGGCUGGAACUACUGAACAUUUCAGUCUUAUUCAAUUAUUUCUAGGCAACAUUGGCUUUCUUCAGGAAUGCCUUCAAAACAAAGUAAGAUCAUCGCAUUUGUUUUUUCACUAGAUUUACUUACAACCAGAACUGUUUAGAAAAUGAGUUCUUAGAGGAGCUCAUAUUAAAUAACAAAGCACUGACAAGGUUACAAAAUAAGCCAUCAACUCUCGCAAUUGCUAACAAUCUCUCUGCAGAAAAAUGUGCCAGCUAUUCUGAAUGCUUGAGGUAAGGUUUUCAGCAUGGAGGUGUGACAUUGUGCCACUUGUCUUGUAUCACAGUGUGGUUAAACUAGAAAUCCUUUUGAAAACCCUGCAAAGGAAUAAUUUUCUUAUGGUGUCAUUUUUUUUAUUUUUUAUUUUAAUUAACUUUUGUUUGCUCUACAGGUAUCAGUCAAUGGCCUUGACAAAGCAGGAUCCACCCCUCUUCACUGGGCAGCACAAGGAGGACACACAGGUAUAUAUCUAUCCUUUUCAAUAACUUGGAAGUUCUAUGGCUUAGAGGCAAAAUUGUGAUUUCAUCUCUCACUAUAGUUUACAGUUACUCUAGGCAAAAUUUAGCAAAUUCCUUCAAUCAUGACUCAGACUAUGACCUUAUUUCUGAAAUUACACACGUUUCCUGUGAGGUUCAAAGCAUGAUUGACAGUAACAUAAACUGAAUAUUCAAUGAUAUAUUUCCAACUUCUUUGUCUGCAUGUUGCUGAAAUGAACAGAAUGGUUUUAAUUUUAAAGAGCAAAGUGUGAUAACUAAUGGUUUUUACUUCACGACUGAUUGGGACUCAGGUAGUAGUUUAUUAAUGAAUGUAAUGUACUUUUAUAAUUCAAAACAGAAUGUGUAAAGAUAUUACUUGCCCAGCCAAGAAUUCAGAUAUCAGUUCAGGUAUGUUCUUUCAUUUGGCUUGUUAAAUUAAGCUGACUUGAUGCAACUUGCAAAUUUGAUUUCAUUUUUAUGGGAGUUAUUAAUUAAGGUGAACUUGAUACUAAUUUUCUUGCAGAACAAGCUGGGAGACACCCCUUUGCAUUCAGCUUCAUGGAAGGGUCAUCCAGACAUUGUGGAGUUACUGCUAGAGCGAGGUAGUGAACAUUGCAAUCUUUAGUAUAGGAUAGGGAGUGAUAAGGAAAUUGAAAGGGUUAAACCCUGAUUAACUGAUACUUUUAAUGAAAAAAUAGGGGCAAGAACAGACAUACAGAACAAUGAAAAACAAACUCCUGCUGACCUAGCAAGAGAUCCAGAUGUUGGUAGACUGUUACGAGGGGCUGUUGGUAAGUAAGAUUAUUUUCUCUACUAAUUGUGAGGUCAAUGAAAAAUUGCAUAUUUUUGGUUUACUAAAAGAGUUUAAAUUAAUGUGCAAUGAGUGCUACAGUUUAAUUUAAGUUGGUGCAUAACAGAUGCUGCUUCGUUUUGCUCUUGACUUGCAUUUUAUGAUGAUCAAACUAAACAAUACCAAUUAGAGAGUGUCCUUUAUGUCUCAGAAGCCCCCAGUGCAGACGAUUAUGGUGAAGAAGAAGAUUCUGAUUGAGAUAACUUGAUAAAAGUUUGGUUUAAUGCAGCAAGAGGAGAUAAAACUCAUUAGCUAGUAAAUAAUAAUUAUGUGAAAGGACAUUUUCACAUCAGCAUUACACCAGCACAGUACAGUUGUUUCAUGUCACUGUUUUCAUUCUCAGCAUGAUGUAUACUCAUAGUAAAUUUCUAUAUUUUUUUCAUUAACAUCUUUGUCAAUCAGUGAUGAGGAGGGUAUACCUAAUCUGUGACAAAAGAUACAUUUUAACCUUUUUUGUGUAAAGAUAAGCCUGUCAAACACCUGGUACUGGUUUAUGCAGUGAGUAUGGUUGAAGGGAUAAAAGGCAAUUUAUAUUCUUCAUCCCACUGGCAGUUUGUAUACUGCAUUAUACAUUUUAGAAUAUGUAAAAUCCUAGAAUACAUAUUCAUUCGAUGAUAAAAAUAAUUACUUACAGUGUGGCCAUUGUCACCAAGCUUUAAUGCAGGAAAAAAGACAAGACUGAUCUCAGGAAUUUAGGAAUGUUAAUUCCUAUUCAUCUUUAAUUGUUUGAUUGCGCCGGCCUGGUAAAGAAUUUGCUGAUGGUGCAAGGAGAAAUUAUUAUUUAGCUUUUGUGUAGAAUAAAAGAAAGCUUACUCAUGAUAAUCAUAAGUAAAAGAUGAAGAAGAAGUUUAACCCUUUUACUCCUGUGAGUGACAGUAUACAAUAGUGUUCUCCUUUUCAGGCAGUAACCAGUAACAUUUACUGCCUGUAGUACCUCUUAUUACCAUUUAAAAUUGCUUGGAAUUCUUGAAAAUUCAACAGGUAAAAGGAUUGCUUUACCAGUUUAAAAAUUUAUUUUACCUGUUAUGCUUAAAAUUGGGGAGAACACUGAUACAAUAUCAUGUAGGCAAGUGAUGAGAAUAAAGAAAAGUAUCAAUUAUGGGAUUACUGCUUGAUCUGAUACCAAAUCCUCCAAACUAACAUAAUGAGAAUCAUUUGGCAGACAGUAAGGAGAAUUACUAAAGAGAUCUUGGGAGCUAAAGGGUUAACAAAUAUAAUUAUCAGUAAUUUUUCAUUGAUUGUUUAAGUAUAGCAUUUUGUAGGAGAGAGACAGAUCUAAUACAGGGAAUGAAUGGAAAUUAACACUGAAGUUACAAAAUUUUCUAUAAGAAAAACAAAAAUGAAAAAAAAUUAAUGAGCCAAGUAUCCUUCCAAACAGAAGACACUAACAAUGUUGUAAUGUUGUGUAUAGAACUCUGUUCUUUACCACAAACUUGUUACAGAACUUUAUUUUGGAAAAACUUUCAAUAAAAUAAUUUUGCAGACAGCAAUCCCUUAGUAUUUAUUUGACCUUACGUAAACUGGUUACCCAAGUAUCAAAUUUAAUGAGUACAUUGUGUGCACAUGAUUGUUUUCAGCUGCAUCUCUCAGUUUUGUUAGUAGAAAGAAAAAUUAAUAAAUUUUUUCAUUUAUUCUUAACCAUCUUAAGACUGUUCUCAGGGAACCUAAUGACAAUGAUUUUAACUUAAUUUCUUGUGUCAAUAAAAGACAAGUGAAUACACUUGGGUUGUGUGUCAUAGAACCUUUUGCUUCUAACUUGUAUUCAACCUAAUCUAAAAAUUGUACAAGUUUUUGUUUGUAUUUCUCUACAGUAAAUGACAAACUUUUUCCCUAAAAAAAAAAAGGCUAUGCUGAGAUAUGGGUUUUGCUUUUCAAUUUGACUGACUCAGCAACGAGUUAUUGAUUCAAGACAAAAGCUGGCAGUUCUAGGUAUCGAUAGUCCUUAGUUAAAGGGUGGAUUAUGAUUGUGGAGGGCAUUCAUUGCAGAAGAAAAUCAGAUGAAAGAAGAGAAGAAAAUAAACUUCCCAGCAAAAUGAUCUGAAUUUACCUAUAAGAUUAGUUUCUUUAUUCCUUAUUAAUGUUCUUAAACAUAUGUUUUACUUUGCAUUUGUACUUA
This is a messenger RNA of Pocillopora meandrina, 5830 nucleotides long. NCBI's taxonomy places the organism in Eukaryota, Metazoa, Cnidaria, Anthozoa, Scleractinia, Pocilloporidae. The record is from the annotation of a GenBank genome assembly.